GGCACGUGGGCGGAGAGGGCGUGGACGCGGCGGAGUUGGCCAGGCGGCAUCCUGCUGCCUGAGGGAUGAGAGGCCGGGCAGGGUCCGGCUUGGGGCCUCAUGGACACCGUGGCGCUGAGCGGGUGGCGACGGCGGAGACCAGAGGAGCUGCAGGUUCCGGGGGACGCGAAGCGGGCAUGCCGGAGGUUGGAAGUGGCCCAGGACGGGGGCUGCCCCCAGGUGAAGGCGUGCCCCCCCGAGUCCUGGGGCAGCCGGGAGCCCGAGUCACCGGACAGAGGCCGCCUCCCCGCACCGAGGCCGGACGGCGGCCAGGGGCGACCAGGUGUGGAGAGUCUACGGAUCGGUGGAAGGAGCCCGGCCCAGCCUUGCCCGAGAUGCCUCGCAGGGGAGUCCGGACACUUUAACCACACCGAGAAUCGGUAGAAGACGCAGGUUGAAAAGGAAGAUUCCAUCUGUGGUUUUGGACCCUCUGUGCCAGCGGAUGUCACCCCCUCCUGGAGGCGUGUGGGUGCCCCCGUCCACAGGGCAGCCGCUGUCCCCAGCCGUGGGUCUCCGCCGUCCUCCACGCCAGAGCCGGCAGCCCCUGUCACUUCAGAAGCACCGCCACGUGGAACUGCUCACCGAGCCUCCUUUCAAGGGCAUCUUGCUUGAGAAGGAGAUCAGUUGCAUUGUUGAAAAGUUUAAAAAAUUCAGUGUCACGCUUCCUGUGGGUUCGAGGACCCUGUGGCUCAUGGAAGCGUAUCCAGGUGCAGCCCCGUUUUACACUUUUCUAUCAUUUGGUGGACGCACCCAGGUCUUCUCAUGUCCUCUUUUUUAAUGAAAAGUCCUAUUUUUGUAUUCAGAAUGCUCUGUAAUCUUAAAUUGAAUUUUAGUAAAUACCACACUCCGGUCUGUUGUGUGUGAUUCCGCAGCUGGAGUUGUCAGGCACAGGCCCACUUCUGUAUUAAAAUGGAAGUUUCUCCUUUUC
This is a messenger RNA of Phacochoerus africanus (Common warthog), 967 nucleotides long. RefSeq names its product chromosome 15 C10orf143 homolog (gene C15H10orf143). The record is from RefSeq and is a predicted model, not a curated record. The coding region runs from base 100 to 423 and encodes 107 amino acids. Lineage: Eukaryota; Metazoa; Chordata; Mammalia; Artiodactyla; Suidae. The transcript is spliced from 4 exons.